AUGGACGUAGCCGGAGCCCUACUACCAUUCACCCAAGUCGUCCGACCAGAACUAACUAUACACGUUCAAGAAGUUCUCACCCAAGCUGAGCGUGAAACAGAAACGAAGCUCAAGAUCCCAGAAAUAAAUGAACCAGAUAAAAAUGACGACGGAGUGAGAAUUUCCAAAAGUGAGGUGGACUUGAGAUUUGUUCUAAGAUCUAAAAUUAAAAAUAAAUUAGUGGAAAUUCUGACAAUUGGACGAAAUUUGCCAGAUUAUUAUGGAACUCCUCGACCUUGCCAUAUAGCUAUGGAGAAAUUGCUU
Messenger RNA from Brenthis ino (lesser marbled fritillary), 303 nucleotides. The record is from the annotation of a GenBank genome assembly. Lineage: Eukaryota; Metazoa; Arthropoda; Insecta; Lepidoptera; Nymphalidae.